This is a messenger RNA of Electrophorus electricus (electric eel), 1077 nucleotides long. RefSeq names its product chemokine (C-C motif) receptor 6b (gene ccr6b). Gene Ontology annotation, biological process: calcium-mediated signaling; G protein-coupled receptor signaling pathway; positive regulation of cytosolic calcium ion concentration. NCBI's taxonomy places the organism in Eukaryota, Metazoa, Chordata, Actinopteri, Gymnotiformes, Gymnotidae. Gene Ontology annotation, cellular component: membrane; external side of plasma membrane. Gene Ontology annotation, molecular function: C-C chemokine binding; C-C chemokine receptor activity. The record is from RefSeq and is a predicted model, not a curated record.
AUGGAUUUUGAUGAUGAAUAUAUUGAUGACAUGGAAUACUAUGAUGUAGAACCAUGUGAUCUGAGAAGUAACUAUGAGCAAGUGGUCACAAUACAGACCUACAUCUACUCCUUCAUUUGUGCCCUUGGACUACUGGGCAAUGUUCUGGUCCUCAUCACAUAUGCUUUUUAUAAAAAAGCCAAGACCAUGACAGAUGUCUAUCUAGUAAAUGUGGCCUUGGCAGAUCUCCUCUUUAUUAUGGCCUUGCCCCUGAUCAUAUACAAUGAGCAACAUGUUUGGAGUAUGGGCACUUGGGCAUGUAAGCUGCUAAGAGGAAUCUACAGUCUCAACCUUUACAGUAGCAUGCUCCUUUUGGCCUGCAUCAGCGGAGACCGCUACAUCGCCAUUGUAAAAGCGAGGCAUUCCAUUGGAAUGCACUUUAAAACUCACAUAUACAGCAGACUCGUCUGCUCCGUAAUAUGGUUUCUUGCCAUUGGAUUAUCCAUGCCAACAUUCAUCUACUACGACCUGUAUGUGGAAAAUAGCACUGCGGAAGCUGAAUGCAGCUAUAGUUUUGCGACCAGUGGCACUGCACAGCUGAUGAAGAUCCUGGUGCCCAGCUUGCAGGUGGCUGUGGGCUUCUUCACACCACUCCUUGUGAUGAGCUUCUGUUACUGCAGCAUCAUACUGACUCUACUCAGAGCGCGGAACUAUGAGAGGCACAAAGCGGUACGUGUGGUCCUGGCAGUCGUCCUGGCGUUCAUCCUCUGCCACCUCCCAUAUAAUGCCGUGGUCCUUAUUCACACCAUCAAGCUGUUCAAAGAGAGGGGCUGUGAGUCAGAACAGCAGGUCCUGUUGGCUCUGUCUGUAACCAAGAACCUGGCCUAUCUCCACUGUUGCCUGAAUCCUAUCCUCUACGCCUUCAUCGGAGUGAAGUUUAGAAACCAUUUCUGUAAGAUUAUGGCAGAUAUUUGGUGCUUAAGGAAGAGAAACUUUAUCUCUGGGCGUUCCUCCCAGCAGACUUCAGAACUGUACCUUCCUGCUCACAAGUUCACUGGUGGAUCUGUUCAGGAAAAUCCAUCCUCAUUUUCAAUGUAA